AUGACGAACAAAACUUACUCUGAAAAAUCCGAUAUAAGAUCUUCAACAUCCGAGAAAGGAGACAUAACAACUAGUAGAGCACUAUACCAAUCUACUGAAGAAACAAACAUCCUUAAGUUACAAAAUUUACAAGAAAUGGAAUCCAAAAGGGUGUCAAGUAAUGUCCCUUGGCGUAAAAAAGAUCAAGUCGAAGAAGUUCAAUCGAGUAAUGAUGAAAAAUUAGAAGUAAAGCACUGGAGAAAACAGCGCCAAGAAGAUACUAAAUCGAUUCAACAAAUAUCAACAUCUGAAGAUACAAAUAUUUUAUUAUUAGACAGACAAGAAACAACUGACACCGAAGUCAAAUCAAUAAGAAAAGAAGAUCUGCAGCCAAAACACUGGAGACAGCCUCGUGCGGAAAAGAAGCCAGAGCUGGUUGAAAAAACAGUGCAUACCGAGGAUUCACAAAUCCUUCAAAAACAAGAAGAAGAGGUUAUAGAUCAAACGGUUAAAAAAGAAAUUCUCGAAACAAAAGUUUGGCGAAAGCCUCGAAAAGAUGACAAACCAAAUUUUUUGGAUAAAACUUCACAUGUGGAAGAUUCUACAGACGUACAUAUAAAAGACACUAUGCAAGAAACACAAGUGAAGUUAGAGGCCAAAAGCUGGCGGAAGCCACGCCCAGAAACUUCAGAAAACGUCUCUAUAACAUCUGAAAUGAAGGAGGAAACUAAACACUGGAGAAAGCCUAGAGUGCAAGAUUCAAAUAAAAACGUAAUUCAAGAUAUUAAAUCAGAAAUAAUUGAACAAGUUGAGGAAGAAGCUACUACUAAACAAAAUUGGCGAAAACCUCGAACGGAGGAUAAACGCCCUGUGCAAGAGCGAAGAGAAAGUAUUCCAUGGACAGAAGAAAGUAUUCGUCUGAGGCCUACGAAGGUGGAAAAGAAGGAAAUUGUAAAAGAAAAAUUUGAAGACGUGAAUUUGAAACCGGUUCGCAAAGAUUCUGUCCAGAAAAGUACACUUGUAGUUGACGAGUCAUUAACGUAUGAAGAAGACACCAUUGUACUAAAAAUAUCGGAAGAUGAAAACGUCACAGAAGCGCACGUACCAAUAGAGCCCAGUGAUGAUAAAACGCCAUCUUGGCGAAAAUCAAUCAAGAAAAAGCAGGUAGUAAAGGAUGAUGUGAAUAGAGACAUAGAAGAAAUGACACAGAGGGAACCUGUAGACGGAUCAAUGAUCCAACAAGACGUAAAAUCCAAACAGCUCGAAGAGCUUCCUCAAGAAGCACCCAAAUGGUUAACAAAGGGCAGACAGCCGAAACAAGAUGAACUCAAAGAGGAAGUGGUACUCAAGCCGGUGCCAAGACAAAGAGAGCUAGAUGAGAAGAAGCCUGAGGAGGUGCAGCUGAAACCAGUUAAGAAACAGAAACCAGUCGAGGAGACCACUCCUGAGGAAGUCAAAUGGCCUACAGGCAAGAGGCGUCCCAAGGAAGAAGAACCAAAGGAAGAGGUGGUCCUUAAGCCAGUGCCAAAACAGAAAGAGCCUGAGGAGCAGAAGCCUGAGGAGGUCCAGCUGAAACCAGUUAAGAAACAGAAACCAGUCGAGGAGACCACUCCUGAGGAAGUCAAAUGGCCUACAGGCAAGAGGCGUCCUAAGGAAGAAGAACCAAAGGAAGAGGUGGUCCUCAAGCCAGUGCCAAAACAGAAAGAGCCUGAAGAACAGAAGCCUGAGGAAGUCCAGCUGAAACCAGUUAAGAAACAGAAACCAGUCGAGGAGACCACUCAUGGGGAAGUCAAAUGGCCUACAGGCAAGAGGCGUCCCAAGGAAGAAGAACCAAAGGAAGAGGUGGUCCUCAAGCCAGUGCCAAAACAGAAAGAGCCUGAGGAACAGAAGCCUGAGGAGGUCCAGCUGAAACCAGUUAAGAAACAGAAACCAGUCGAGGAGACCACUCCUGAGGAAGUCAAAUGGCCUACAGGCAAGAGGCGUCCCAAGGAAGAAGAACCAAAGGAAGAGGUGGUCCUCAAGCCAGUGCCAAAACAGAAAGAGCCUGAGGAGCAGAAGCCUGAGGAGGUCCAGCUGAAACCAGUUAAGAAACAGAAACCAGUCGAGGAGACCACUCCUGAGGAAGUCAAAUGGCCUACAGGCAAGAGGCGUCCCAAGGAAGAAGAACCAAAGGAAGAGGUGGUCCUUAAGCCAGUGCCAAAACAGAAAGAGCCUGAGGAGCAGAAGCCUGAGGAGGUCCAGCUGAAACCAGUUAAGAAACAGAAACCAGUCGAGGAGACCACUCCUGAGGAAGUCAAAUGGCCUACAGGCAAGAGGCGUCCCAAGGAAGAAGAACCAAAGGAAGAGGUGGUCCUUAAGCCAGUGCCAAAACAGAAAGAGCCUGAGGAGCAGAAGCCUGAGGAGGUCCAGCUGAAACCAGUUAAGAAACAGAAACCAGUCGAGGAGACCACUCCUGAGGAAGUCAAAUGGCCUACAGGCAAGAGGCGUCCCAAGGAAGAAGAACCAAAGGAAGAGGUGGUCCUUAAGCCAGUGCCAAAACAGAAAGAGCCUGAGGAGCAGAAGCCUGAGGAGGUCCAGCUGAAACCAGUUAAGAAACAGAAACCAGUCGAGGAGACCACUCCUGAGGAAGUCAAAUGGCCUACAGGCAAGAGGCGUCCCAAGGAAGAAGAACCAAAGGAAGAGGUGGUCCUCAAGCCAGUGCCAAAACAGAAAGAGCCUGAGGAGCAGAAGCCUGAGGAGGUCCAGCUGAAACCAGUUAAGAAACAGAAACCAGUCGAGGAGACCACUCCUGAGGAAGUCAAAUGGCCUACAGGCAAGAGGCGUCCCAAGGAAGAAGAACCAAAGGAAGAGGUGGUCCUCAAGCCAGUGCCAAAACAGAAAGAGCCUGAGGAACAGAAGCCUGAGGAGGUCCAGCUAAAACCAGUUAAGAAAGUUACCACAGUGGAAAGUGAAGAACCCACUGUAGAGGAAAAAGAAGUAACAAUUGUAAGCAAAACAAAAGUAGUGAAGAAAAAGAUACAAAAAGAGGAAGAACAAACAAAUAUAGAGGAAGUUAUACCUGAGACAAAACCAAUAGAAGAAAAGAAGUUGAAAAGAACGAGUAAAGACGACACCAAAGUGGAAGAAAUCGUGGUUGUAGAAGAAGUGAAAAAUGAACCAGCUGUUGAACAAGAAGAAGAAGUAAGAGUGGUAACCAAGCAAUCGAAAGUGGUGAAGAAGAAGACACGAAAAGAGAAAAAAGCGUACGAAUACGUCCCGAGUGCUUCGGAGGAAGAUAUACUCAGUGACGAGAGAACUAGUGAUAUAGAGGAAUUUGCACCUCGUAUAGUAAAAGCACUACCAACGGUUGUAGCGCCCAGCGAAGGCGAAUUAACCCGGUUAGAAGCAAAAGCAAUUGGCGUGCCUAAACCACAAGUCCGAUGGAUGAAACAAGGUGUCGAAAUAAUACAAUCUCAAGAAUACCAAAUUGAAGAAAUGGAAGAUGGCACAUCUAUUUUAAUUAUACCCGAAGUUUAUAAGGACGACACGGGAGAAAUUAAAUUUGAAGCCUACAACCCGCUCGGAGUCACAUCCACUAUUGCCGCUUUGUCUGUACAGACAACACAAUCUGUUCCAACUUUCGUCAAAGACAUCUUGGGCGAACGUGUUCACGAGGAUGAGACAGUUGUGUUUGAAGCUGUUUACAGCGGGAAUCCCACACCAGAAAUAUUGUGGUACAAAGAUGAUAAAGUGAUAAGGUCUGAUGAAAGAUUCAUCAUAGAAAAUAAAGACAACCGCACAAGUUGUACGAUUCGAAAAGCAGUGAAAGAAUUGGAAGGAUCAUAUAUGUGUAAAGCUGUCAGUGAUAUAGGUAUGGCAAUAACUAAAGCUAAACUUCAAAUAUUCGAAAAAGGAGAAAAGAUUAAGAAACAUACUGCCAAGGAAGUGAAAGAAAAAUUGAAAAAAGAAAAAGUAACUCGACGGGAAGAUAAGGCCGUCAAGACUGAAACUGCUCUUGAAAAAACGGAAGAUUUACUGGAAUCCGCUAGUAUUACUGAAGUACAGCCGAUAGAUGAGCCUGUCUCAAUUAACGAGCGCAUUGACAGACGAAAGGCUAAAGUGAUAGUUACUGAGGCAGAACAUGUGGAGAUUACGGAUACUGCUUCAUACAAAAAGGUGGACAAAAAGGAAAAGACAAAACCAAUGCCACAAAAAAUAGAGCCAAUUGUAACUCCACAAGACUAUUUGGUAUCAUCACAACAACAAAAAGAGGAGACAGCAGAACCUCUUGAGGACAGUCCUUACGAAAAACAGAAAGGUAUUAUUAAAAUGGUUGACACUGAUUCGCGAGUGGUUGCUGAAAUAAAUGAACUACUUGAAGUUAUAAACGCUAAAGAAUUUGGCUCUGGGGAGUCACCUUUGCGAGAAUUAGCAAAAAUUGGCUACAUGCUUAGACGUGGUAUAACGACAGAUGAAAUAGAAGGACUCUACGAUUCUGAAUAUUUCCCAGCGUUAAGAAUACCGCAAUCACAGUCGGCUCUAGUUCAACUUGUAGAACGACAAGGUCAUGGAGCGCUUAUUACUGAAGUACUUACCGAAGAAACAACUCACGACGAAGAUAUUAUCGCGGCAAAAGUAGGCUUCCGCGCAUUCUUAAAAAUGGUGGAAAUGAAACAUACUUCAGUCGAGGAAGUAAUAGCUCACUUCUAUCCUGAAGAUUUCAAGCCCCGAUCCUGGGAACAACGAGAGGCACAUGAGGUAUAA
This is a messenger RNA of Ostrinia furnacalis (Asian corn borer), 4722 nucleotides long. RefSeq names its product titin-like. The transcript has 6 exons. Lineage: Eukaryota; Metazoa; Arthropoda; Insecta; Lepidoptera; Crambidae. Gene Ontology annotation, molecular function: protein kinase activity. Bases 1 to 4722 code for a protein of 1573 amino acids. The record is from RefSeq and is a predicted model, not a curated record.